AUGGCUCACGGCCAUGUUCUCGGUGUUGUCAACUUCAAAAGACGUGCCAAUUUGUCGAGAGACCAAAAGAGGACCAUGAACUGUUCGACUUCCUUGUCACCGGUGACAGUAAUGUUUCUAAUUCGUCGUUACAGCAAGAUCGAGGCGCUCCAGAGAGAGGUCGAGUUUCUUAAAUCACAGCUGCAAUCCUAUUCAUCCUCAGUGAUGGAGCGCUCACCUACCACCUAUCCAGCAGAGGAUCAGCCGACAUUCAUGACAGCGAGUCGUACCGACGUUCCGGCUCAUGGUGUAUAUACAUCUGCACCAGCAAGAGUCCCUUUGCAACCCGUGGGAUCGACCUGCACUAGCUCUCCAGAUACUGCUACAUUCCUUAACAGAGCCCAAGGAAGAUCGAGGUCAGCCUUCGAGACUGAUACAAUAGCCCCCACAACAGCUGAGCUCGGGAUUGAUAUGAAGGACGACGAGGCGCGGCUGUACUUCAAUGCAUUCUUCUCCGGCUGUGACCGCUACGUUCCCGUUUUUGACCAGCGCUUUGACACAAUGGAAGCUAUUCGCAACAACAGUGCUUUGCUAUUUAUCACAAUAUGCUCAGUUGGGUGUCGUGUGCUCAACGGCACAAGCUCGAGAUGGCGAGCUCUUGCACUCCAGACUCAACGCUUGCUCAAUGCCGCUAUCGUCAAUCCGUUGAUGGGAAGUCUUGAGACAGUACAAGCAAUUCUCGUUCAAGCCUGUUAUGCAGGAGAAAGGGCACUCCUCAUUGCAAUUGCCACGCGCAUGGCCUUGGAUCUUGGAUUCCCUGAAGCCUACGAUACGCUCAUUGCGGAAUCCGUCUUGGGAGACAUGCAGAUGGACAACACCGACCAAGCUACCUACAGCGACAACACUAUGCGCAUGCGCAAAACUAGAGUUUGGCUGCAUCUAUUGGUGAUGAGCUACAUUCUACACGUAGAUGCCGGAGGGAUGCCAACGUUCAAGUUUCGAGGUGCUUCACGCAGAUGCAGAGUCCUCCUGCAAAGCCCACUCGCUACCGGGAUGGAUCAUUAUCUCUUCGCUCAGGUCGAGCUGAAUGUUCUUCGCGCAAAGAUAUAUGCAUCUCUACCCCAGGGCGCCCAUCUGAGUGACGAAGAGAUUCUUGAUCUUGUCAAAGAUGCCAAACUCGACAUCGAUGUCUGGUUCCAGGACUGGGUACGAAUCUCGCAGCCGCAUCACGAAGCGAUGCCUUGGUUUGUGCCUAACCUUUCUGUUCAGCGCUGCUGGGCUGACAACAUGGCUCUUUGUCGUGCUGUGAGAGCCGCGGGCGUGGAGAAUGUCAACGUCAUGUCGCCCAUCCAGAAGAACAUGUUAUCAAUGACCAGAGCUUCGCUUCAGCAACAUCUUGAUAUCAUCAUCCAAGAACCAAGGAUAUAUCUCAAGAGUAUCCGCUAUGCAAUGGACUUUGUCUGGGCAAAGAACACUUUCUGUUGUCUUCUUCUGCUCAAGUUGUCUGCUUUGCUACCCGACACAGAUAAGUUGCAGACGCAAGGUCUCAGCAAUGAGCUUAUCGUAAAGGCUAGCAUCCUGCUGCAAGAACUAGAACUAGUCGCUGCUGCGGGGCAUAAAGACGACACUCGAUCAAAUACCAGUUCACUAUACCUUCAACUUUUGAAGACGAGUAUACAGAAGUAUAAGCGUUGGCUAGGUCAAGAUGAACAAGGCCCUGGAGGAGGACAAACAUCCUUUCCUCUGACUCAAGAGAGGAACUGCGACAACGAGCUUGAGUCUUUUGUCCCAGACCAAUUUGUCUUCGAAUGGGACUUUCCAGGCCUGACCCUGUUUUCGUCUCCUAUCAAUGAGACCGGUUGGAUCAAUGAACUUCUUACCGGAGCACAAGAGUUUGGGGAAACCGGAAGCAGCAUCAACUGGGCUCUAAUCGACUUUUCUAUGUGA
Fusarium fujikuroi IMI 58289 is the source of this 1926-nucleotide messenger RNA. RefSeq lists its product as uncharacterized. The record is from RefSeq and is a predicted model, not a curated record. Gene Ontology annotation, molecular function: DNA-binding transcription factor activity, RNA polymerase II-specific; transcription cis-regulatory region binding. The coding region runs from base 1 to 1926 and encodes 641 amino acids. Lineage: Eukaryota; Fungi; Ascomycota; Sordariomycetes; Hypocreales; Nectriaceae. Gene Ontology annotation, biological process: regulation of DNA-templated transcription. Gene Ontology annotation, cellular component: nucleus. The transcript is spliced from 2 exons.